AUGUCCAAAGGGGGCUUGAAGAAAAAAAGCCACUGGACCCACCGAGUCCACGAAUGCGCCGUGGUGCGGAACGCCGAGGGCCAGCUGGGCUUCGAGCUGAAAGGGGGAGCCGAGAACGGGCAGUUCCCUUACGUGGGGGAGGUGAACGCCGGCCAGGUGGCCUAUGAGAGCGGCGGGAAGUUGGUGCCCGAGGAGCUGCUGCUGGAGGUCAACGAGACCCCCGUGGCCGGGCUCACCAUCCGGGAUGUGUUGGCCGUCAUCAAGCAUUGCAAAGACCCCGUCCGGCUGAAGUGUGUCAAGCAAGGAGGCGUUGUGGAUAAAGAUCUCCGUCACUACCUCAAUCUACGGUUCCAGAAAGGUUCGGUCGAUCACGAGCUUCAGCAGAUCAUACGAGACAACCUCUACCUCCGAACCGUGCCAUGCACUACAAGGCCUCAUAAGGAGGGGGAAGUCCCUGGUGUGGAUUAUAUUUUCAUCACUGUUGAAGAUUUUAUGGAACUAGAGAAAAGUGGUGCUCUUCUAGAAAGUGGAACCUAUGAAGAUAAUUACUACGGUACUCCCAAGCCUCCAGCUGAACCAGUCCCACUACUAUUAAAUGUCACAGAUCAGAUCCUCCCAGGAGCAACACCCAGUUCGGAAGGCAAACGGAAAAGAAACAAGUCAGUGAGCAACAUGGAAAAGGCAGGAAUUGAGCCUCCGGAAGAGGAAGAGGAAGAGAAAGCGGUGGUCAAUGGCAAUAGCAUGGCAAUCACACCAGAGUCAAGUGAACAUGAAGAAAAGGGCCCCGGUGUUUCAGGAGAAACUUCAUCUCAGCCUUAUCCUGCUCCUGUUUAUAGCCAGCCGGAAGAAGUAAAAGAGGAAAUGGAUGUAACCAAGCAUCCAAAACUUGAAGAAAACGAUGAACUGGGCCCCUUGCCGGAUAAUUGGGAAAUGGCUUACACAGAGAAAGGGGAAGUCUACUUUAUCGACCAUAACACAAAGACUACAUCGUGGCUGGAUCCGCGCUUGGCGAAGAAGGCUAAACCACCCGAAGAAUGCAAAGAAAAUGAUCUUAAUCUAAUGGGUUGGAUCCAAAGAUUCCCUUCUUCCAAUGGAGGAAGCUUUCCUCUGACAAAGGAAGAGAAUGAAGAAUUACCCUACGGCUGGGAGAAAAUUGAUGAUCCCAUCUAUGGCACUUAUUAUGUGGACCACAUAAAUAGGAGGACCCAAUUUGAAAAUCCUGUUUUGGAAGCCAAAAGGAAGUUACAGCAGCGUACCAUGCCCAACGCAGAACUUGGAAUCAAGCCUUUGCCAGUCCAAAGUUUCCGAGAAAAACCCCUCUUCACCCGGGACGCCUCCCAGCUGAAAGGCAGCUUCCUCAGCACAACCCUCAAGAAAAGCAAUAUGGGCUUCGGAUUUACCAUCAUCGGUGGGGACGAGCCCGACGAAUUUCUCCAGGUGAAGAGUGUCAUUCCAGAUGGGCCAGCAGCACAAGACGGCAAGAUGGAAACAGGUGACGUCAUUGUCUACAUUAAUGAAGUCUGCGUCCUUGGACAUACCCACGCAGACGUCGUCAAACUCUUCCAGUCUGUUCCCAUUGGUCAGAGCGUCAACUUGGUGCUAUGUCGUGGAUACCCUCUGCCCUUUGACCCCGAAGAUCCUGCCAACAGUGUCGUUCCGCCACUCACCAUGAUGGAGAGGCCUCCGGUCAUCGUCAACGGAAGACAUAACUAUGAAACGUAUUUGGAAUACAUUUCUAGAACUUCCCAGUCCGUUCCGGAUAUAACGGAUCGGCCGCCACAUUCCUUACACUCCAUUCCAGCCGAGAGUCAGCUCGAUGGCACCUUCCCACCACCCAUCCACGAUGACAAUGUCUCCAUGGCCUCUUCGGGAGCCAAUCAAGCGGAACUCAUUACCUUAACCAUUGUGAAAGGGGCCCAGGGUUUCGGCUUCACCAUAGCGGACAGUCCAACAGGACAGAGGGUGAAGCAGAUCUUAGAUGUUCAGGGGUGCCCUGGUUUGUGUGAAGGUGACCUCAUUGUCGAGAUCAACCAGCAGAAUGUACAGAAUAUGAGCCAUGCCGAAGUAGUGGAUAUACUUAAAGAAUGUCCGGUCGGGAGUGAGACUUCGUUGUUUAUCCAUAGAGGAGGAUUCUUUUCACCAUGGAAAACUCCAAAGCCUAUGAUGGAAAAAUGGGACACUCAAGGCAGUCCACAGACAAGUGUAUCUGCUCCAGCUGCACCACAGAAUAUUCCCUUCCCACCAGCCCUUCACAGAAGCUCUUUUCCCGAUUCAACAGAGGCCUUUGACCCGAGAAAGCCUGACCCAUACGAGCUGUAUGAGAAGUCACGAGCUAUUUAUGAAAGUAGGCGUUCUGAUUACAAGGAGUUAGAUGUUCAUCUUCGGAGAAUGGAAUCUGGAUUUGGCUUCAGAAUUCUUGGAGGAGAUGAACCGGGGCAGCCAAUUCUGAUCGGGGCCGUCAUUGCGAUGGGCUCGGCGGACAGAGAUGGGCGCCUGCAUCCUGGCGACGAAUUGGUUUACGUGGACGGCAUCCCCGUGGCUGGCAAAACUCACCGCUACGUUAUCGAUCUCAUGCAUAAUGCAGCUCGGAAUGGGCAGGUGAACCUCACAGUGAGAAGAAAGUUGCCCCCUUCAGGAGAACCCUGUCCAGAGAAUGGCAGAAGUCCCGGCUCUGUGUCCACCCACCACAGUUCUCCCAGAAGCGACUACGCUACAUAUGCCAACAGCAAUCACGUCACCUCCAGCAACAAUGCAACGCCCCCUGAGAGCUUCCCUUCGCACAGCAUGCAAACCAGCGACGUCAUCAUCCAUCGGAAAGAAAACGAAGGGUUUGGAUUUGUUAUCAUUAGCUCCUUAAACAGGCCCGAAUCUGGGCCGACAAUGGCCGUACCCCACAAAAUAGGGAGGAUAAUUGAAGGGAGCCCUGCUGAUCGAUGUGCGAAAUUAAAAGUUGGAGACCGGAUCUUAGCUGUGAAUGGCCAGUCCAUUAUUAACAUGCCUCACGCCGAUAUUGUGAAGCUCAUUAAAGAUGCUGGCCUUACCGUAACUCUUCGCAUCAUUCCUCAGGAGGAGGUGAACAGCCCAGCUUCCGCACCCAGCUCAGAAAAACAGAGUCCCAUGGCCCAGCAACACAGCCCUGGGACUCAGCAGAGCCCUGUAGCACAAGCAGCCCCUCCUCAGCCUCUACAGACUCAAGGACAUGAAAACAGUUACAGGUCAGAAGUAAAAGCAAGGCAGGAUGUCAAACCCGACAUUCGACAACCUCCAUUUACAGAUUACAGGCAGCCUCCGCUAGAUUACCGGCAUCCCCCUGUAUUAGAUUACCAGCAAUCCCCCCCUUUGGAUUACCGGCAGCCGCCUUUGAUAGACUACCGGCAACAUUCUCCUGACACCAGGCAGUUCCCCUUAUCGGAUUACAGGCCACCUCAGGAUUUUGAUUAUUUUACUGUGGACUUGGAAAAGGGAGCCAAAGGGUUUGGAUUCAGCAUUCGUGGUGGGAGAGAAUACAAAAUGGAUCUCUAUGUCUUGAGAUUGGCAGAAGACGGGCCAGCAAUAAGAAACGGACGAAUGAGGGUGGGAGAUCAAAUUAUUGAAAUCAAUGGGGAAACCACGAGGGACAUGACCCAUGCCAGAGCAAUAGAACUCAUCAAAUCUGGUGGCCGAAGAGUACGGUUAUUACUAAAACGUGGAACCGGACAGGUCCCAGAAUAUGACGAGCCAAACUCCUGGAGGGCCCCCGCUGCCACCUCCCCAGGUCUGUCGGAAGUAACUCUUUCCCCUGAUGACAUUGUCCUGCCAUUAUCUUCAUCGCAUCUAGCCCAAUCCUCUGACCCUUCCCGCCAGAUAAGUCCAGAGUCGGCUUGGGAUAUCAAGAGGGAACACCAUGCCAACAAACCAAAGGAGCUUUCGGUCAAUGGACACAGGAAGAAAAGGUUAGGCGAACAGACCGAGAGGUCUGCUAGUCCGAAGAAGGUUGACAGGUCAAAACACGAAGAGGUGUGGAGGAAAGCAAGUUCAGAAGGCAAGAGUAAGGCUAUGGAGAGCAGAAGGCCAUUGCCGGAAACUAAGGCAGGAGGACUCAACCCAAUGGCCGAGGAUGGCUUCCGAGGACAUGGAUGUGCUGGGACCAACGAGGAAUGGGUUGGGAGAUCCAAGAGGCUGGAAAGCAAACGAGGGGUAUCCCUUGAAGGAAAGGAUCCUUACGUCGUGGGGGCUGUAGAGAAGAAGUCAACCGAACAUGUCAAGCCGGAAUCCAUUGGUGCUACCAAGGCGUAUAGUAGCAAUAGCUGCAGCUCCCAUGGAAGUGACACGGAUCACAGCCAGAAAGAACCAGAGAGGAGGCCCGGUGAAUUCCCACGGAAGGGACACGUCCAUCCCAUCCCGACACACAAUCCCAACCCCUCCGCUCGGAAGGCAACGGUCUCGCCGGGGCCAUGGAAGAUUCCUGGCUCCGAUAAGUUACCCAGGAUCCUAAAAUCGACAACCUCUGCCAUGAGCAGAUAAGCCAUCCACGACUGUUGCCUUCCCGUGGUUCACAGCGAUGCUAGAAACGUCCUCCUUGUUUCUGUCUCCCCUCAUUUUAAUUUAUUUUAACUCAUCUGCUCAAAACGACAGAAAAAACAAAAGCAGUAAACGUGUAAUUCUGCUUAGUACACAUCUACGUCUUAAUAUGUUAAUGGAAGAUAGAUCACUCUUGUAUCUCAACGUGACCUUCAAUUCCCCAGUUUCAUUUCAGAGACUUUGGCAGCUACGGAAGAAACCAAAAUAAUAUGAAAGGACAGUCAACUCAUGCAGUGUAGCUUUACUUUGAUGUUUUCCACUGCAUGAAGGUCUUGGGAUGUUUGUUUUUUUUCAUUCAGACUUUAUAUUGAGAAACUGGAAGAAGUUAGAGCAAUCAUAAACUGGAACAUCGCCUUAAAUAAAACUGCACGGGGAAAGUUAAAAAGUGGAAAUAGAAUAUUUUAUCUGAACUCAACGUUGUAAAUAAAUAGUUCUCGGCAUAUCUAGACAGGGGUUGAAGCAUUGAAAUUGUAAAUCCAUGCUAUGUCUCUACUGUUAACACUUUGGGGGGGAAAAAACAAAGAACCAAAUCUGUCCAAUGUUAGUAUCAUAAUUCAUUAUGAGGCACCCUAGUGAAUUAGCUAAAGCAGAAUCAUUUCUACGUCCAUUUUGUGAACCCGCCAUUUUUCUGUACACCGAGAAAUUAAGGGUGGAAUUGCAUUCAGAAACCUAGCCUCAGAUAGAUUCCUUUCCCAGACAGGCCCACCCACAGAAUUGGAUCUCCAAAUAUCACCUAGGUCAGGGGUCCCCAACUCCCCCCCCCCUGCGGUCCAUGGACCGGCACCGGACCACAACAGUCCAGAAACCAGUCCACGUAAACAAGCGAAGUCCCAUCCGUGGGAUGCAAGUAGCACAUAAAACCACACAUCCUCUGGCCUGCGGGAAAAACUCCACAAAAAAAAAAACGGUUGCUGGUGCCCAAAUGUUUGGGGGCCAUUGACCUCGGUUUCACAGGAGGGAUCCCAAACUACAACUGCUAGAUCACCACUACAAGAGAGUGAUUCUUGAAAAAUGAAAAGCAGUUUUUUUCCCCUCCCUAUCAGAACAGCCUUGGUCUCCUGCAAGAACUCACCACUGUCUAAAUACUAAUUCAACGUCUUUUGAAUAGGCCCGCCUUUGAAUUUUACUCCCCAUCGCACUUUAGAAAGUCUAAACUAGAUGUCCACAAAAGUCCUAUCUUUUAUGAUAGAAACCCACGAGGCAACGCCGCGUUCCUUCCUUCCAUAUUCUGCGUCUUUUUCAUGUCUUCAGUGCCAUCAUAAUAUUUUGUUUGCACAACCGAUGAAGUGUAGGCUUGUUCCCCGAGCUCCGUGAAUCAAUCUUCCUAAUUUCUGAAAAAAAAUCCUUUUUUUUUUUAAGCAACAGCAAUAGAAACAAAAGCAGCAGCACUCGAUAAUAAUUUUCUUUUUCAGACAAAAGGGUUAUCGAACUUGAAAAUAUAAUAUUUUUUUUCCUUGCAAACCCUCCUAUUAUUUCUCAGAAGUAACCUUGUUUGAUGAGCAGAAUCCAGUUACUUUACGAUCAGGAGAAAUGUUGAUUUGAUCAGGGCCGUAAACAAGAGAUUGAAUCUUGGUCAAGCAACAAAACCAGUGGUGGGAUACUGCUGGUUCAGACUGGUUCGUGUGAACCGAUAGUUCCGAUGAUCAGGUGGCCCCGCCCAUCUGCCCCCAUCCUAUCCUGUUCUUUAUUUUUCGCUUUGUAGUUCAUCUCAAUCGCGCGACACAGGAAGGUAGGCAGCUGAGCUUCUAAAUGCUCCAUUUUCAGUGCUGCGCACAAGCACCUUAGCGCAUGCUCACUGAACCGGUUCUUAAACUGUCAGCAUCCCAUCACUGAACAAAACCCCGUAUUUCUAGUUCCGCUCAAUCUACAAUCAGUUAAUCUACCUUUGUUUUCAUUUGUUUUCUUUGGGAGCCACGGAGCUCUCUUAUAUCUUAGACUAAAUCUGAUUGAAGAGAAGGAAAGGAUUUUGCACCUUGGGAGAGAAAAAAAAAAUCAAAAAUGCGUAUUUAAGAACCUGUCCCGUUCUAGUUUUUUAAGAAAGCACAAAGAUAUGUAGCUGUUUACAAAAUAGAAUAUCUAUCUGUCUAUAUAUAUAUUAAUUAAAGAAAUAGAGAGAGCUAUAUCUUUAUUCCCAGCCUAGAUAUUUGGCAGAAUUUGCUGUUUAAUUUAUUAAACCUGAAAUGUAGACAGGACUUCUCUAGCAAAGAUGGGGAAAAUUGAGAUUCUUGUUCAACUUCAGUUUGCAUCUCUUAUGUGGAUCACACGGCUUUAUGUGGCUGUAAUUGAUAACCUGUGAAGGCAUCAUUUAAACCCCAUUCCAGAUAAUAUUUCUGUGUAGUGUUAGCUGUGAAUUUACCUUGUACAGCUCUAUUGCUAUAAAUAUAAUUCCAUGUAUUAAUAGUCACAGAAAAGCUGUAAGUGAGCAACUAUUUUUAUGAAACACCACUAUGGAUAAAUUAACUUUUACAGAAAUCUUGUUUACUGUAUGAUAUUCUAAACCACUCAAAUAAAAUAUAU
This is a messenger RNA of Notechis scutatus (mainland tiger snake), 7077 nucleotides long. The record is from RefSeq and is a predicted model, not a curated record. NCBI's taxonomy places the organism in Eukaryota, Metazoa, Chordata, Lepidosauria, Squamata, Elapidae.